Anarrhichthys ocellatus (wolf-eel) is the source of this 4377-nucleotide messenger RNA. RefSeq names its product Sin3A-associated protein a (gene sap130a). Gene Ontology annotation, cellular component: Sin3-type complex. Gene Ontology annotation, biological process: negative regulation of transcription by RNA polymerase II. The record is from RefSeq and is a predicted model, not a curated record. The transcript is spliced from 20 exons. Bases 1 to 3180 code for a protein of 1059 amino acids. Lineage: Eukaryota; Metazoa; Chordata; Actinopteri; Perciformes; Anarhichadidae.
AUGAGCUCCCAGCAAUUCCCCCGACACGGGCUACCAGCCUCCAGCGGGGGAGCUACUCAGAUCCCUGCAGCUGGAAACCUGGUGUCCGUCAAUCAGCCGUCACAUCCUCAAGGCGGUGGAGAUGCUGACAGCGGUCGGGAUGCUGACCACAGGCAGCAGGACCAUCCACCCGCGGCGGGCGGGGGAACCUUGUCCUUCAGAGAUGAGAAGCAGGAGACGAUGGUGGUUCGACCUUACCCACAAGUACAGACGCACGGCCAGCCACAAGCUACCCCCCAGACCGUGCCUAUUCAGCCCGGCACACCUGUGACUGUAGCUGCCCCCUCUGUCCACCUCCCACAGGGCCAGCCUGCUGUCCUCACUGAGGGCCAGAUGAAGGCUGUCCUGAAGUCACCUAUGCCAAGUCGUCUUAUUGCCCCAGCACCAGCUUCCAACCAGGGUCAUAUCCCCAUACCCCCCAAGGUGCCCGGUCACAUGACUGUCACCAUAGAGAGCAGUAUUGCUCCAACCCCCUCUAUUCCUGUGGCAACUAUCAGUGGUCAGCAGGGUCACUCGAGCAACUUACACCACUUGAUGCCAGCAAACAUUCAGAUCAUCCGGGGCAAUGCCCCUGCACUGCAGAUCGGGACCCCUCCGGUGCCACCCCAGACCUUCACCUCCCACUUACCCCGAGGGGCUGCUGCAGCAGCUGUUAUGUCCAGCUCCAAAACGGUCCUGCGACCAGCCACCGGAGCAAGUGCGGGCUCCGGCCAGCCCACAGUGCAGCACAUCAUCCACCAGACAAUUCAGUCCCGCCCUGCCGUGACAACGUCCACAGCCGUGCUUCCGACUGUGGUGGCGCCCAUUUCCAGAACUCAGUCCCCAGUCAUCAACCCAACAGUCACACACUCUGCAGAGGUGACACAUGGGCGUCCAGGGCUGACCAUUCACCCCCCUUCGGCCACCGUCAGUAUUCAGAGGUCUCAGACAUCCCGUGACACCGCCACGCGGAUCACGCUGCCGUCCCACCCAGCGAUCGGGGCCCAAAAGCCUCAGCCUCCGCACACCAUGACACAGAAGCCCAUCUUCAGUCCUGUAACACCAGUAGCUGCGGCAACUGUGGCGCCAAUCGUUGCCUCCAACACUGUGCCAUCAACCACCACAAUAGGGUCUGUGCCACACAGCCAAAUGUCCAGUAACUCUAUUGUCACCAUGACAAUGGCCUCGCACUCCUCUCAUGCUGCAGCGGUGACCACCUCUGCCAUCCCCGUUGCUAAAGUCGUCCCUCAGCCCAUCGCCCACGCCUCGACCCGUGUGCAGCCUGACUACCCCGGAGAGAGAACCAACCUCAUCCCCAUCUCGGGCCAUCGGUCGUCUCCUAACCCCGUCACCAUGGAAGCAAGAAGUGACAACAGGCCCUCGGUGCCUGUGCAGUUCCAGUAUUUCCUGCCGGCGUACUCCUCCUCGUACCCUCUGACACACACAUACACCCCCAUCAGCAGCUCUGUAUCCACCAUCCGCCAGUAUCCUGUUACUCCUCAAGCUCCAAGUUCAGCGCUGCCCACCCAAGGCGGAGUCGGCGUGGCAACCACUGUCCAUCUAAACCACAUGCAGCUGAUGGCGGUGGAUCGGAUCGGUCUCCCAUCUGCGCAGAUCGGCACCCAGGGGAUCCAGCCGGCGGCCAUCGCCGCACAGGGCAUCCAGCCCGCACCCAUAGGAGUGCAGGGCCUGCACACGUCUGCGCCGAUCGGCACGCAGGGACUACAGCAGGCGCCGUUACUCACUCAGCAGCAACAAGCGCAGUCUGAAGCCAAACCUGGGGUUGUUUUGGCCGAUGGCUUUGUGGCGAGCCCCAUCAGCAGCACGUUCAGCACCACCCAGCCAGUGGCCACCAUGGUACAGGCGCACGCCCAGGGAGGGGUAGGAGGAGCCCCCACCCUGGUCUCCUCCCCUAGACCCAGCAUCCUCCGCAAGAAGCCCGCUAAUGAAGGAUGUGUUCGCAAGAACCUGAUCCCCGCCCAGCCGAGUGAACCCAGUAGCGGCAGAAUGGAGAGUGGCGUGAGGGGAGCCGGAUCUCCCCGACCCGCAGGCGUGAAACCCAAAGCUGAGGUCCACAUGGCCGUGGCCCCUCCUGUCAUGGCUGCAGUAGAGGCCCUGCCUUCACAGGGAGGAGAGCAGCAGGCCGUGUCCUCAAACGCCCAGCACCUCGCCCAAGCUAUCCCCGCCAUGCUCGCCACGCCGGGGCCUGCGCCUCCCUCCCAGGCCUCCACUGUCGUCUCAGCCCUGCCCGCAGCCAUUGCUGUAACUCCCCCGGCUCCCGCUUCGAUGGCCAACACAGUGGCCUCCCCCACUCAGCCCGCGGCCAGUAGCACCGCUGCUUGUUCUGGCAGCUCCGCCUGCCCCGAUUUGACAAUAAAGCAGGAAAUGGAGACCAUGGACACCUCACAGCCAGAUCCCAAUGCAAACUUGUCGUCAGCCCCAGCUCUCACCACCCAGGCCUCCACCCUGAACUCUUCUGCUACGGGAGAUCUGAUACCCGGGGCCUCCCCGAGGAAGAAGCCCCGCAAGCAGCAGCACGUCAUUUCCACCGAGGAGAGCGAGAUGGUGGAGACCAACAGCACGGAUGAGGAGAAGGCCCCAGGCAGGCCCAUCACCGGCAGGGCGGAGAGGCGGGAGUCUCCACCGAGGGAAUACGUUGAUGAGGAGGGAGUGCGUUAUGUACCAGUCAAGCCCCGACCGCCUGUUACGCUCCUGCGGCACUACAGGAACCCCUGGAAAGCUGCCUACCACCACUUCCAGAGGUACAGCGACAUCCGGGUCAAAGAGGAGAAGAAGGGCAGCUUACAGGACAUGGCCAACCAGAGAGGAGUGGCAUGCAGAGCACAAGGCUGGAAAAUCCACCUGUGCGCUGCACAGCUCAGACAGCUGUCGAGUUUGGAGCACGAUGUGUACAGCCGCCUCUCCACCCUUCAAGAGGGCCUGAUCCCUAAGAAGAGAGCCGGCUCCGAUGACGACCUUCACCGAAUCAACGAGCUCAUACAGGGUAACAUGCAGCGCUGCAAGCUGGUGAUGGACCAGGUCACUGAGGCCAGAGACACCAUGAUGAAGGUGCUCGACCACAAGGAGAAAGUGCUGAAGCUGCUCAACAAGAACGGCGCCGUCAAGAAGUCCUCCAAACUGAAGCGCAAAGAGCGGGCAUAAGCUAGGGCCCCCCCCCCCCAGAGUGAAGAAGCUGCUCAGAAUCUGGUGCUAUGAGUUGCUGCAUACAAUCUCACACACACACACACACACACACACACCCUCUAUCUGCCCGAGAGCAGACUGAGAGAAGUGACGGGAGGACUUCAACAAGCAGACCAGCCCAUCAGGAAUGGGUUCUCAUUCAAGACCCAUCGCACAUAUUGAGCGUGGAGCAUUGUAGGUUGCAUUAUAGUGGCCAACUGGACGGCCCUGUCACUGUCCCCCCCCCCUUUUUUUUUUUUUUUUUGUCAAUUUUUAAAGACCCCAGAGACCGUUUCUUACUAACUUAAGUUCUGCCUCUUCUGUUAAGGACGUGUGUGAACUGGCACAUUAUGUUAUCUGAUAAUAUUUGGCACUAAGCGCAGUUGCAGUAGAUACUGAUGGAAGUAUUUCAGUUCAGAGUUAUUGACGGCUGGGUCCAAUCCAAAUCAUCUAAAAGGAGUCCCUUUAGUAGGCUGUGUGUAUGCAGACUGAGCUCAGUCGUGCUCUUUUCGUUAAUCUGUGCCUUCGUUUUGUGGGUGUACGUGAAAUGGACGGGGACACGUGAAAGCUCUUCCACGUGCUGUCAAAAUAUAUUCUGAAAAAAUCAUUCAGAGCGUCGGGUCAACUUCACUGCUUCCCCUUUUUCCUCCCAACAUCCUGCACCUGCUGUUUUCUAUUUCAGUAUUUGUUCAUCUAGUAUGGGUACAAAAUGACCCGAUUACCAGCCACAAGUUUAGCUGCAACCUAAAAGAUAUUGAAAUACUUACAUUGGUUGAGUCGACGCAAAAGAAAGGACACUGCAUAAUGCAAAGUGAACUUUACAUUUACACUGCCAUGAAUCCAAAGUAAAUGGAUGUCAUGGUGGUAAAAGCGAUACUUUCAUUCGCUUUCAGAAAAUGAGAGCUUGAAAGAAAGAGAGCCGAGUAUCCUCGCGCUGUCACACUGGGGGAUUGAAUUCAUGUAAAUCACUGUAAAUGUGCUUUUUGGUUUUUCCAUUGACCUGGUUCUUUUCCAGUUUUGUACUCAAUGAAACAUUUCGUGCCGUGUGGUGUGGUGUGUCGCCUCAUUUUGCAGAGUGUAACGGUAAUAACGUUACGAGAUGAAGCGAGCCCGAAACAUCCAGCUGUUGUACAUUGUUUUUGUCUGUGUAAUUAUAGUAAAGAUACUUAAACCAUA